Messenger RNA from Hevea brasiliensis (rubber tree), 2056 nucleotides. RefSeq names its product transcription factor E2FB. The record is from RefSeq and is a predicted model, not a curated record. Gene Ontology annotation, biological process: regulation of transcription by RNA polymerase II. Bases 261 to 1661 code for a protein of 466 amino acids. NCBI's taxonomy places the organism in Eukaryota, Viridiplantae, Streptophyta, Magnoliopsida, Malpighiales, Euphorbiaceae. Gene Ontology annotation, molecular function: RNA polymerase II cis-regulatory region sequence-specific DNA binding; DNA-binding transcription factor activity, RNA polymerase II-specific; protein dimerization activity. Gene Ontology annotation, cellular component: RNA polymerase II transcription regulator complex. The transcript has 14 exons.
CUCCUUCCUCCUCCAUCUUCUGCUCACUUUCUCUCUCUCCCGCUUUUUUUUUUUUUAAUUAAUUUUCCAUCUCUCCCCCAAACCAAACUCACAUAUCUCUCCUCCAAUUCUCAUCCAAUUAUUCUUCAAUUCCACGAAUCCUUUUCUUUCAUUUCUUAAGCCCGCUCUUUCUAUAGAUCCUCCCUUUCUUCAUAAAGUCGCCAAAAACCCUUGAUAAAUUUUCCAAUUUUCUUCCUUUGUACUCUUUUUUUUUCCUGCCGAUGCUGAAUUCCCAACCGCCAAACCCAUCGACAAGGCAGCUGCAGCAAAACACCAUGCAGAAUCCGUUGAAACGGCAACUUCCUUUCUCUUCUAUGAAGCCACCCUUCUCGGCUCCCGGUGACUACCACCGGUUCAGCUCUGAACCCCGCCGAGUUGCCGAUCAUGAAGUUGAGGCCAUCGUUGUUAAACCUCCUCCAACUAAGCGGAAGAGUGAUGCAGCAGAUCAUGAAGCUGAGUCCAGUGAGUGGAAUACCAGUGCUGGCGUCACAGAAGUAUUCAACAGUCCCCUCCAGACGCCUGUAUCUGGAAAAGGUGGAAAGGCACCCAAAACAUCUAGGCUUUCAAAGAGCAGUAAAUCUGGAGCCCAGAGUGCUGCUUCAAAUCUUGGUUCUCCUGGAAAUAAUCUUACUCCAACCGGUCCCUGUCGGUAUGACAGUUCCCUAGGUCUCUUGACAAAAAAGUUCAUCAAUUUGAUCAAACACGCUGAAGAUGGUAUUCUUGAUCUUAAUAGAGCUGCUGACACUUUGGAGGUGCAAAAGCGGCGGAUAUAUGACAUAACAAAUGUCCUAGAAGGAAUUGGUCUGAUAGAAAAGAAGCUCAAGAACAGAAUUCAGUGGAAGGGACUUGAUGUCUCAAGGCCAGGGGAAGCAGAUGAGAAUGUUGCUAGUUUGCAGGCAGAAGUUGAAAACCUUAACAUUGAGGAACACAGAUUAGAUGAACAAAUAAGAGUAGUGCAAGAAAGAUUAAGGGACCUCAGUGAAGAUGAAAAUAAUCAAAAGUGGCUUUUUGUCACUGAGGAAGACAUCAAGAGCUUACCCUGCUUCCAGAAUGAAACCUUGAUAGCAAUUAAAGCUCCACAUGGCACUACUUUGGAAGUCCCAGAUCCUGAUGAGCAGGCUGUUGACUAUCCUCAAAGGAGAUACCGGAUAGUCCUUAGAAGUACAAUGGGUCCCAUAGAUGUUUAUCUUGUCAGUCAAUUUGAAGAGAAAUUCGAGGAGAUUCAUGGUGUUGAGCCACCUGCAAGUUAUCCGUCAACUUCAGGCUUUAAUGAAAAUCUAGUAAAUACAAUGGUCCCAGGGGAAAGCAGGGGAAAGGAGAUUGAAAUUCAGGGACAAGAUGCUUAUAGAAUGUGCUCAGAUCUUAACACCUCACAGGACUUUGUGAGUGGGAUCAUGAAGAUUGUUCCCUCAGAUGUAGAUAGUGAUGCGGAUUACUGGCUUUUAUCAGAUGCUGGUGUUAGCAUAACAGACAUAUGGCGCACUGAACCUGGGGUUGAGUGGAAUGAAUUUGGUACACUUCAUGAUGACUAUCGCAUGGGAAAUGUCAGCACAGCUCGACCCCAAACUCCACCAUCCAAUCCAACAGAAGUGCCUUCUAAUGUUAAUAAUACUGCAGGAUGAAAUGAAAACAUCAAAUAUGCAGGGGCUUGUUUUUGGUUGCAUAGCAGUGAUGUCUGUAUAUCUGCAUCUCCCUUCAGCAUUGCAGCUGCUGUGGGGGUUGGAUUACUGGUUCGCAGAUUUGCAUCAUAAAUGUCCUUGAAGCCCUUCUGUGGAGCUAAAGAACAGGAAGUAGCUCUUGCAUUGUACAGCGCAAGUAAUAUAGCAAUCCAUGUAAUCCUGACAGAAAUAAGGUUACUAAUUUUUUUUGAGUUCAUCCUUUUAUAUUGCUCCAAUUUCGGUUUUGUUAUAUUCAGUAGCUUGGAAUGUGGUUAGGCAGUAAAACACAUGUAAGAUAUAAUUUGAUGGCAAAUAUUUAAUCAGACUAGAACUGGAAAUGAAUACAUUUAAGAUCUGAA